ACUCUCCUACACGUUCUCCGCCUCUUCCGCAGCAGCCGGCAGGGCCCUGGCCGAGGCCGGCUGCGCAGCUCGGGCGUGGCUGUCCGGCCGGCCGGGGAGGGCAGGACUAGUCCAGGGUCCCUCCCGAAGGGCGGCCGAGGCUCGCCGGGCCCUUCCCCUGCCUCCCAACGGCUCCAUCCGGGGGGCUUCGCCUCUGCCCAGGAACUCGGCAGCUCUUCUGCUCUGCCCGGCGUCUGAAAGCCAGCCGCACUGUACGCGUUCAUGCAAUCACGCGCGUCGGCAAACCGCUCCGCCACAGCUGAGUUCUGUGGGGCUGACCAUGGGCCAGGCAAAGAGCAGGCGAAGGGCCUGCACGAACCCCCCGAGCAGCCAAGAAAUCCAGGGCCCGAUGGCCUUGAACCUCCUGCCGCAUGAGCUGCUGGUGCUGAUCCUGAGCUGGGUGCCAGGCCGGACACUGGUGACUCACUGCCGCCUGGUUUGCCGCCAGUGGAGGGAUUUGGUUGACAGCCCCGUCCUCUGGAGGUGUCAGUGGGAGAGGGACCCCUCUAAGCGGGAAGCUCUCUGGGCCACCCUUGAAGCUGCCCGUCAUUGCCCCCGACUGGAGUGGGGCCGGGUGGGCGUCCUGCAGCCCUUUGGGAGGAACCUCAUCAAGAACCCCAGUGGGGCAGAACAGUUUCAACACUGGCAAGUCGGACAUGGGGAUGGCAUGUGCUUGGGAGGCAACACCUGCUGGAUAUCGCAACUCAUUGAUUUGGUGGAAGAAGGUCUAUGGGAAGAUCUCUUGGACACCUUCCAGCCGGAAAUUUUUGUCUCUGACUGGUGGGGCACCUAUGAAAAAUGUGGCUGCACCUACAACAUCUACAUCCUUCUCCUGGCAGCAGACAAGAACUCGGUGAUCGCCAGAUUUGUCACAGAGACUGACCCCACAGAGGAGUGGAAUGUCCCAUUUCAGCAGGCUUCCCAUGUCUUCAGAAACUACGGCCCAGGCGUUCGCUACCUACGGUUCCAGCACAUGGGCAAUCAGCUUGGGGCAGGGCACACUGAAGCCCACAUCACACAUUCCACAGUCCUGGUGAAAUUCACUGCAGCCUCUGGUUAGGGCCCUCACCUGUUGAGAAGACGUAUAACCUGCUGUGCCAAAAGACUAAGGACCAUUCUGCCCUUUCUGGGAUGUCUUUCCAAAAACUAAAGACUGGCAACUUGCAUAAUAUUUUUGGAGGGUUCGGAGAGUGGGUGGGGGCGGGGGAGAAACCUCUAAUGUGGAGCAGAUAAGAAGGGGGAAGAAUUAUAAGUUGGAGGGAAUGUGGCCUUGUUGCUUCCCUGAACAGGAGAUGUGGUACUGGAAUUGAGGCGUUCCUGUUAUUAUGCAAGACUUUGGAUCUGAAGCAUGCAUUUUUAUUAGAAGUCAAUUUGGAGAUGGUCUGCUCUGUUCUACCCUUGAACUCUUAAGAACAGUCAGGAGAGUGGAGAGGCUGAGAAGGAGAAGCCACCAGAGAGGCUGGACGCUAUCCAAAAGGCCUCCAGGAAGACAAGGAACGGCCCCUUCAUGAAUCUUGGGGGGGGAGGGGCGGUCCUUCAUCAGAUAAUUGUGAGGAAGGUAGCAGGACACGUUGGAUGCAUUCUCACUGAUCUUUUUGCAUUGCAGUUUUAUGCCUAAUA
This is a messenger RNA of Eublepharis macularius, 1659 nucleotides long. Its product is annotated as F-box only protein 27-like. The coding region runs from base 320 to 1099 and encodes 259 amino acids. The transcript has a single exon. Gene Ontology annotation, molecular function: protein binding; ubiquitin protein ligase activity. The record is from RefSeq and is a predicted model, not a curated record. Gene Ontology annotation, biological process: glycoprotein catabolic process; SCF-dependent proteasomal ubiquitin-dependent protein catabolic process. Gene Ontology annotation, cellular component: cytoplasm; SCF ubiquitin ligase complex. Lineage: Eukaryota; Metazoa; Chordata; Lepidosauria; Squamata; Eublepharidae.